This is a messenger RNA of Monosiga brevicollis MX1, 858 nucleotides long. RefSeq lists its product as uncharacterized. The record is from RefSeq and is a predicted model, not a curated record. NCBI's taxonomy places the organism in Eukaryota, Choanoflagellata, Craspedida, Salpingoecidae. The transcript has a single exon. The coding region runs from base 1 to 858 and encodes 285 amino acids.
AUGCCACGCGGCCUCUUGACGGGGGCGGGGUGGCUCGCCAUUCUGCUCGUCUUUUUCUUUUACUAUGUGAUCGUGUGGACCCCCUUGUUCUCGCGCUCGGGCUCGGACAAGGUGAGCAUUGACGGUGACGACGCGCCCAUUGACGCCAUCGUCUUUAUUUGCAUGGGGGCUUGGACGCACACCCCCAUUCUGGAGCACGGCGUGGGCUCGCUACGCGCCAACGGUCGAUGGGCCGGGGAGGUUUACAUCCUGACAGACCGUGAUGAUGGAUGGCCUGUGAUGCGUGAUGAGUACAAAGCCACCGUGGUGACGGUUCCGGCCAAGGAAUCCAAGCUGGGCAUCCAUUCGUACAAGUGUACCAUGUUUGAUUACUUGCCAAGUCACGUGCACCGCGUCAUGUACAUGGAUGCCGACAUUAUCGUGAGCACAAGCCUAACUAGCUUUAUGACCUGGCUUGGCCAUGCCUUGGAGGCCGACCGCGGGCGCAACCUUGGUCUUUUUGGCGAUAGCAGCGGUCACUUUUGGGGCACCUGCAUCGAUUGUGACCGCUGGCACGGGGGCGUGAUGGUAGCCACCCGAGGCGCUUCAGACCCAUGCCUGCAGGCUUGGUGCAAGGAAAUCUUCAGUGGCAAGUACACGGCCGAUCAGGCGGCUCUCGAUUACAUCUCCGAGAAUGAACCUGUCUGCUCGGGCAUGUUCAUGAUGAACCCCCAGUAUCUCAUGUUUAUGAAAGACUACACGGCCGUCUUCCUCAAGCCCGCCAAAACCUUCUCGCACGUUACGGCUGCAGGCCGCUUGGAGGAUCAGAGCUGGUUCUACAGAUGCGUCGUGCGUCUCAAACUAGGUUUGCGCAUGUAG